UUUACAAAAUAUAGGUAUGCUGUUUUCCUUGUUUCAAUUGUCUUAUCUUUGAGUUAUGGAUCUGAAGCGGGCGACUUAGAUGAAGAUAGAAAACCACAACUGGAAAAUGCUACUGUUCUAAGCAAUUAUCACCGAGAAUGUUACCUUUAUCAAAGACCCGUGGAUUGUGCUGAGAUAUAUAGACUAGGUUUCCAGAAAAGUGGAGUGUAUGACAUUUAUCCAAAGAGCAGAAUCUUAGGAACUUCCUCUGUUAAAGUUUAUUGCGAUAUGGUAACAGAUGGUGGAGGUUGGACGGUAAGACCUAUACUUUUUAUAUGGGCAGUUAUGACAAAAAGCAGGUUCACAAGAUCUUCCCAUAUUCAACUUUUUAAAAGUUUGACGAAAAAUAAUGUUCGAGAAAGUUUAACUUUUUCUGUUGAAUUUGUUCAAUUUUUUCCCAUAGGAAACGAUGUUAUCCAUGUUUUGACAAACCAAAGAAAGUAUGCUGUACGUUUUGAUCUAGGAACAGACCGUGAGACUGCUUAUGCACAUUACAACAGUUUCUGGAUUGACAAUGAAGAGUAUAAAUAUAAACUGCAUAUAUCAGGUUUCAGUGGAACUGCAGGUGAUUCUAUGACAUAUCAUAAUGGUAUGAGUUUCUCAACGAAAGAUAGAGACAACGAUCGAGAUGUGAAAAACUGCGCAGAGUGGUGGAAGGGAGGUUGGUGGUAUAACUCAUGCCACAGCGCUAAUUUGAAUGGUUUGUAUUUAAAAGGCACUCAUAACCAAUAUAGAUAUGACAUGAUAACAUGGAAGACCUGGAAAGGUUAUACAGUCUCCUUGUCUAAUGUUGAAAUGAAAAUUCGACCAAUUGAUUUUUAAAUAAAGUGUUUACAGUGUAUACUGUAAAAA
Parasteatoda tepidariorum (common house spider) is the source of this 891-nucleotide messenger RNA. Lineage: Eukaryota; Metazoa; Arthropoda; Arachnida; Araneae; Theridiidae. The record is from RefSeq and is a predicted model, not a curated record.